This is a messenger RNA of Erpetoichthys calabaricus (reedfish), 4456 nucleotides long. It is a transcript of the gene bicdl2, whose product is annotated as BICD family like cargo adaptor 2. Gene Ontology annotation, biological process: Golgi to secretory granule transport; vesicle transport along microtubule. The record is from RefSeq and is a predicted model, not a curated record. Bases 465 to 1838 code for a protein of 457 amino acids. NCBI's taxonomy places the organism in Eukaryota, Metazoa, Chordata, Cladistia, Polypteriformes, Polypteridae. The transcript has 10 exons.
UGAGAGAGAGAGAGAGAGAUCAGGUGGGGUAUGUUUUUUGCUGUCCCAUUUGCCAGCCAUGGUAACGAAGCCCAGUGUCUAGUGGAUAUUCCUGGUAGCAUAAAAUAAAGGGUUAGAGAAAAAGGAAUCAGGAAUGUACAGAAACCAGGACAGAAAGGCCCACAGGCGGAAAGAGUGCUACACAAAAAGGCUAUACUGAAAGGGCAGAAAGAGGCAUGAAGAAAGAAAAUAACAUGGACUGAGUCCGAACAAGAGCCAAGAAGAGCCAAGUCACACUUACUGCUGGCCAAAAUUCUUGAAUUUCUGUAUCUUUAAUAGAAAUCAGGAUGACACAGAGGCAUUAUCGAAAGCCUUCUCAAUUCAUUCAAAGGUUUGCAUAAAUUCAGCCCCUUUAAAUAAGCCUAAAUAAAUUGUCAAAUUUGCAAGGCAAAAGGCAGAGAUUAAAAAUCAUUUUACAAACGUGCAUGGCUUCUCUGUCACUGCAGAGGCUGGCGCUGUCAAGAAAAGAUAGCCUUGCCUCCCCUUCUUUGGAAGACCCCUUCUAUCCCUUUCCCUCUCAGCGCAGGGACUCACUAGUUACUCCAGAACUCACUAAGCCAUCUUGCCUUGAGGAUUCCCUGCAGUCCGAUUCUAGUGAUCUGUCACUGAGCAGAGAUCUGACCCUCGCAGCUGAACUUGGAAAAGCAUUGCUGGAAAAUAACGAGGAGCUGAGGGCCACUCUGGCUGAACGGGACAAGGAAAUUGAGAAAUGCUAUUCUUUCAUUGAGACUUUACAACAACAGCAUCAUGAGAUAAAGUUGAAACUGGAAUCUGAGAACACUGAGUUGGCCCAGCGUGUUGCUGAUUUAGACUUUGAGCUGACAGAGGCAAGGUCUGACUUACAAAGAUGGCAGAAUCAGAGCAGAGACAAGAAGAAGGAGGACAAUGAUGACCUAAAGGAUCUGUCCAGUCAUAACCAGAGGCUUGUGGAGCAGCUUGCAGAGGCAGUGGGAGUUGAACAUGAGCUAAGGAAGGAGCUGCGGAGUUUAAGAGAGGAACUGGAAGAAAAAAAUCUAAAAAACUCGAUUUGGGCAACGAAGAUGGACGGACUACAGAUACAGAAUUCUUUGUUGUUAGAAAGGAAGAUUGAUUCAGAAAAGCAAAUGAAAUUCUUUCAGGCGGAAAAUGGGAGACUGAAAAAUGAAGUAACCACACUACAGGACAGACUGAAUGAACUGCUGGAUAAAAGCAGGGACAAAGAAAAGGAGCUGUUACAGAACCGGGCAGACUUGUUUGAACUCCGAUCUGUGAAUCGUUCACUCCAGACCCGGAUUCAGGACCUUGGAGAAGAAAUUACCCUGAAGGAGAUGGACUCUCCUAUACCAUCCAUACAAUUGGAGAUAGAAGAAGCACAGAGAGCGGAUGCCUCAUUCCUUCUCUCAGAGGUUGUAAAAGAAAAAGACAAGGAAAUUGAGAGUCUAAAUAAUGAGCUGCAAACUCGGAUGUUGGAAAUUUCAUCUUUUCAAGAAGAGCUGAAAAUACUCAAUGGGGAAACUGAGCUCUCAAAGAGAAGCUCUAUAGAGUCUGAACUUGAACAGAUCAGAAUAGAGCGAGACUCUCUUAAUGUGCAGCUGAUGCACACCAUCCAGCACAAGGUUGCACUCUCACAAGAACUUGAGGCAUGGCAGGAGGAUAUGCAGCUGGUGAUUAGCCAACAGGUCCAAAACCAACGAGAGGAUGAAAGAGAAAAAGAGCGUCAGGCAUCGAUAAGGAGAAGCAACUCCAAACACAGCAGGAGAUCAUUCCAAGGAACAAAAGGGGAAAAGGGUGGUAGUUUCUUUUCAUCCUGGUUUAAAUAGACUGCAGCUAACAUCUUUAACUCAUACGGCUGCUAUAUUUAUAGAGUUUCAGCAUUAUGAUCUGCCUCCUUUAUACACUAUUGCUCUACCACUUUGCCUGAGGUUCCAUGUUGUGCCUCAUCAACAGGAGAGGCUCAGCCUUGUAGCCAUUGAAAGGCACCUCCAAUCCAACAAGGUCAGCAGAGUGCCAUAACAAAGAACCUUGCGGGUUGUCUCCUUGUGGCAAUGCCCUACACAUUUAUCACCUUUAACAAACAGACCACAGGGAGUAUAAUGUUUAGUUUUGAAGCUUAGCUUUUUGUUUCCUUGUUGGAAUUAUUUUACAUGAAAGGCUAGGCUUGAUUUUACCAAGGAACAUCAAAUAUACUGGUGAUGUGCUUUCUCUAGAGCUUCCUCUGUGGCUCCUAAGGGCAAAACUAUGUACUGUAAUUUGUAAGUUGUAGCAGCCAAAAGCAGAAGGAAUAAGCGUCUAUUAGUGAAACUACCUCAGAAAUAACUGACAUAAUAGUCCUUAUUUUUAUUGUAAAUUAUGUAAAAUACACUUAAGAAAUGUUUUCAUGCAUAUUGUUAGUACCAGCCAGAUUAAAGGUUCGGCUUAGCCAUGAUCCAAGAAUGGUCAGUAAGUCAGCUGUAGGGGUUGAAUCAGCAAUUGUGAUUUAAAAUCAACGCACCACAACGUCUACUUCAAUUCAUCAAACUGUUUCUGCUGCUCCCCUUCCUUUAAAAGCUAAUGGAAACACCAAUCUAACACUUUGAAACACACAGUGGCUCUGAGUGCCUCGUUUCUGUUUCUGGCAUUCCAGGAUAGUUCCCUACAUUCAACUAAUCUGCUGUAAAAUUAAUAUCUGCCACCUUAAAGUGGGAACCACAUGAAAAGUCAUGAAAAAUUAUGAAAAACUACUCAUUCAACACUCAUGAAAAUGACUGCAAAACCACCAGAGUUUGGAAUAAAUAAAUACGUAAUCAUUUGAAGUUUUGAGAUAUUUUCUUUGUGUGUACGGUCCCUGCUCUGUGAUAUCAGCAGACUAACUUUAAAGCUGACUGUUUGAAUGAAAAUGACUGUUCUGAAAUGACAUGGGGGCUUUGCCCCCUGCUCGCUUCGCUUGCCAACCCCCCGUGCCUGCUUUGCUUCCGCAGUUUCAGAUGCGCGUUGUAGGCGCCUAUGUUCAUUGUAUUUGUCCAUGCUGGCGUGUUUAUGUAGCUCUGUUAGUCGAGCUGUUUGGUUCUGGAGCCGAGACAGUUUUGCUUCCGCGGUUUCAGACGUGCGUAGUAGGCCCCCACGUUUAUUUUCUUUAGUUUUUUCCAUUAGUCGAGCUGGUUUGUACAAUCCCAAGCAGCACAUUAUUCUUAACUUCACUCCGCAGUAGUGCCACUCACAAUAUGGAGGUGACGCCUGCGCCUUCACUCCGCAGUAGUGCCACUCACAAUAUGGCGGUGACGCCUGCGCCUUCCGUACUAUGUUGGGUUUCACUAUGCUGUGUAGGCGCCUUUGCCUUUCGUACUUUCCCGCACCUUCCAUACUAUCUUUGUGUACUAUAUCUGUGGGGCCUCCGUAGCCUCUUCCAUUUGAAUCUGGGCUGCAGCGCAGAGUCCUCUUUUUUGUGUGUCCGUGUCGGUAGUCGUUAGCUAUGGGCGCGUUGUUGCUUCAUUUCUCAUUCACGUCAAGAGCUCUUUUGUUUUUGAGCGGUGACUCCUUCGUGCGCGGUGGAUCACACUUCGCUGGCGGUUUAUGAGAUGCGUGCUGUCGGCGCCUGCGCACUAUGUCUCCUGCGUCCAUCGCCGUGUACCUGGGUCCAUGCCUUCCGGUUUACCAUUCUCGGUUAGUAAUAUGGAUAACUUUGCCAUAGUCUAAGGACAUAUAAACUUAAGAAAUCCGAUCCAUUGGAAAGUAGGCAAAUGCCAUUUGAGGGGUACCUGCCGACUUAAACGCACGUUUUUGGUCAGUGGAAAGAAGCCAGAGUUCAGACAGAAUCGACACACAAAAGCACAUAAACUUCAGAGAAUCUUCUGUGCCACAGCUCAGAACGUUUCUAGAAACUCAGACAGCUUUCAUUUAGUAUAUGUCACAAUGAUUAUAUGUGCAAGUACUGUAAGGGUUUAUUGAGAACACUUAAUAGCGGGUCUGGGGGCUACAUACACCUGUGAUUAACUAGAAGGUUGGUGGGGUCACAGGGGCCUCACAAAGAUCUCCAGUCAAAACAGGCAGGAACUUGUAAAGGUGUGGGAAGACGUUGUUUUAGAAGCCAUGGCACACACUUCACAUUGACUUCUUUUGCCACCCCAAAGUGCUGGUAUGCCAUUUGUGCUCUGCUAUGAACACUAUCUACAUAUGUAUACUGUACUUAAAUUAAAGGGGCUACCGUACGCUGGUCUUACUUAAAAUGUGCUGACCAACAACACAAAGCAGCAGAGGACUGUGAUGUGAAGUCUGCACAUUGCGCAUACUGCAGUCUUCAGACUCUUGAGCAGGACCAGGGGCUGACUUGUCUGUUGGAUUGUCUAUGUGCAUUUGAAUUUGUGAUAUAAGACCAUGUUUUGUAAAACAAAAGAAGAAUAUGUUGUAUCUGGAAAGAGUCAUACAAUUGUUAAUAUUAUGCAUUAAAUUAAUAUUUUUUCUA